This is a messenger RNA of Ictalurus punctatus (channel catfish), 1235 nucleotides long. RefSeq names its product myelin protein zero-like protein 1. Bases 124 to 606 code for a protein of 160 amino acids. The transcript is spliced from 4 exons. The record is from RefSeq and is a predicted model, not a curated record. NCBI's taxonomy places the organism in Eukaryota, Metazoa, Chordata, Actinopteri, Siluriformes, Ictaluridae. Gene Ontology annotation, cellular component: cell surface; membrane; focal adhesion.
CGAAUGUGUCUUUUGGUUUGGAGGCGGAUGGAGCUGAGGAAAGCACUUCCGGUUGGUCGGGGGUGUAAACACAGGCAACAGGAACGUUAGCUGUAGAGUGCUACGGUUUCGGUGCUGUAAAGGAUGGAGCUAAGGCUCUCAAAUAGUUGUCAUAAUUGUGCGCUUUGGCUUUGCAGCUUUGCGUUAUGUGCCAUCAUAGGUUUGUAUCCAGUUGCUUCUAUAGAAGUGUACACUCCUGCUGAGAUGUUUGUAGAAAAUGGAACUACUGGAGUACUUAAAUGUACUUUCAGAUCGACUCAAGUGAUCAGUAGUCUAACAUCAGUGACCUGGUCUUUCAUCCCAGAGGGCUCUUCAGAGUCUACUGGUGAAACUAUCUUCCAUUAUGCCGGUGGUAAAGGGUUCCCAGACAGCAUUCAGUUUAAGAGCAGAGUUGAGUGGGUGGGCAACCUGAACAAAAAGGAUGUCUCCAUUUGCGUCAGUAAGAUGCAGUUCUCCGACAACGGCACUUACUCAUGCGAAGUGAAGAACCCUCCUGAUAUAGCAGGCAACCCUUCACUGACUAAGCUCAAAGUUGUGCAGAAAGAUGGACAGCUGUUCUGCUUGUAGAAGAUACAGCCAGGUUCUCUGGGAGGGGAGAUGUGUCUGGAUGGGUGGCAUGACAUCAACCAACCUUAUAGACAAUGUCUCUUAAAAGUUAAUUAUAGCAAGGCCUAGGGCCUGACCAAAGAGAGGAAGUGCAACACACAGCACACACACCCAAGAGCAUGAACUCACACACACAGACCCAGAGUAAUCAGAAUAACAAAGUAAUGGCUAAUGAUUAUUUUACCAAAUCAUACUGUACAUAUGCUAAUGACAAUGCAGAAAAAUCAUGCACUUAACCAUGAUAAAGCAGAAAAAGCAUACCGGUGAUAAAUGUCCUCACUCAAAGUCAGAUCAGAAAUGCCAUAAAAAGCAGAAGUUGGUUUUAAAAAACAAAAGGAGAAUGGAUCGAGUAAAUGCAAACUCAACAGGUCUCAAGAAGUCUGAGGCAAAACUAGUCGGAUUGGAAAGAAUCUAAAAAAACCCAGACAGGACAUCACGCAGACAUCAGAUAUAAUGGUAUUUUGGGCAAACCAGGGGUGUUUCAACUGUAUAAAAAGGGAGCCCUGUUUCAGGGGAAUUUCAGAUCACUCUGGGACGUCCCUCUGUGUGGAUCUUGUGUGGUGAGCAGCAAUAAACCCUUGCUUUUCCUA